This is a messenger RNA of Aquila chrysaetos chrysaetos, 1102 nucleotides long. It is a transcript of the gene DLX3, whose product is annotated as distal-less homeobox 3. Lineage: Eukaryota; Metazoa; Chordata; Aves; Accipitriformes; Accipitridae. The transcript is spliced from 3 exons. The coding region runs from base 146 to 997 and encodes 283 amino acids. Gene Ontology annotation, molecular function: DNA-binding transcription factor activity, RNA polymerase II-specific; RNA polymerase II cis-regulatory region sequence-specific DNA binding. The record is from RefSeq and is a predicted model, not a curated record. Gene Ontology annotation, biological process: embryo development; epithelial cell differentiation; regulation of transcription by RNA polymerase II.
GCACAGUCUCUUGGUUGCUCUUCGCAAGAGCCGGUGCGGAGGAGCCGGCUCUGGGCACGCCAGGCCUGACGCGCGGGCAGCCGGAGCCGCCAGGUUGGGGGGUCCCCAGCCAGGCGGGCAGCUCCCCCCCCCCCCAGUUCCAGCGAUGAGCGGCUCUUUCGACAAGAAGCUUUCCAGCAUCCUCACCGACCUCUCGGGCUCGCUGAGUUGCCAUGCCGCCUCCAAGGACUCUCCUACCUUACCGGAGUCCUCCGUCACCGAUUUGGGCUACUACACCGGCCAGCACGACUACUACUCGGGCCAGUCCUACAGCCAGCCCGUGAGCCACUACCCUUACCACCAGUUCAACCUCAACGGCAUCGGCGCUGCCGGCACCUACUCGCCUAAAUCCGACUAUUCCUACAGCCCUUCCUACCGCCAGUACAGCCACUUCAGGGACCAGCAGCUCCCAGUACAAGAAGCAGUGUCGGUGAAGGAGGAGCCGGAGCCGGAGGUGCGGAUGGUCAAUGGAAAACCCAAGAAGAUCCGCAAGCCCCGCACCAUCUACUCCAGUUACCAGCUGGCGGCUCUGCAACGCCGAUUCCAGAAAGCCCAGUACCUGGCGCUGCCCGAACGGGCUGAACUGGCCGCCCAGCUGGGGCUCACCCAGACCCAGGUGAAGAUCUGGUUCCAGAACCGCCGCUCCAAGUUCAAGAAGCUGUACAAGAACGGCGAGGUGCCGCUGGAGCACAGCCCCAACAACAGCGACUCCAUGGCCUGCAACUCCCCGCCUUCCCCGGCCGUCUGGGACAGUAACUCGCACGGCAGCGCGCCGGGCCGGACCUCGCUCCCGCAGCCGCUUCCCUACAGCUCUUCCCCCGGCUUUUUGGAGGAGCACAACCCCUGGUAUCACCCCCAGACCCUCAGCGGACCCCACGGACCCCACCAGCCGCCACCGGCCACCACGAUGCAUCACACCUCUCCGGGGCCUCCCCCCAACACCGGUGCCGUCUACUAACAGCCCGGAGCGAGAAAAGGAACGAGAGACAGUGGCAGAACUCCUUUGCCUCCUUUUUUUUCCCCCUACUUUUUGGGUUUUCUUCUUUUUUUUUUUUUUUUUUUU